Molecule: messenger RNA, 2292 nt
Organism: Colius striatus (speckled mousebird)
Lineage: Eukaryota; Metazoa; Chordata; Aves; Coliiformes; Coliidae
Product: digestive cysteine proteinase 1
Exons: 11
Coding region: 29-1672 (547 amino acids)
Biological process (GO): immune response
Cellular component (GO): lysosome
Molecular function (GO): cysteine-type endopeptidase activity
Source: RefSeq, a predicted model, not a curated record
GGGUGCGGGGCGAGGCGGGGCGGUGAGGAUGGAUGUUCUCCGCUGGCUCACGGCCUCUGUGCUCUGCACCGCCGUCCGAGCACAGGACUAUGGGCUCUCCCGCUCACCCCCCCGCUUUGGCUCCAUCUACCACACCCGAGGUGUCAUUAACCUGCCCUACGCCGAGAUUGAGGAGCCCUUUGAAGCCUGGUACAACCUGACAGGGAACAAAAGCCGGAUCCAGUAUUAUGGGGGGCAGGUGAUCACCUACCAGCUGGCAGCAGUGAAGCCAUAUGGGAUGCGGUACAAGAUCACACCAGAGACCACCGAGAAGGAGGUGAACACCAGGAAAUGCUUCCAGCUGCCAGGCUCCAAGGAGGACGUGGUCAAGGCUCAGAGCGUCUUCCCCAACCUCGAGGGCUUCAAGUUCGUGCGGGAGGAGUACUACCAGGGCCGGUACUGUGCCGUCUGGCAGAAUGUCACCCACUGGGCACAGAAGAAGAACGUUUACACCCUCUGGGUGACCAACUCCAGCUGUGGGGUGGCCCCUGUACACUACGAGAUGCGAGGCUACAACAGCCUCCUGGGCUCCCACUACGACAAGUACGAGAUCACCUACACUGACUUCGACAACAGCUUCCCCCCCUCCAUCUUCGACCUCCCCGUCAAUGAGACAAAGAAGUGUGGGGGGCUGCCGGGGAGUGAGGUGGAGCACAGGGUGCUGGUGAACCCCAUGGAGGACCUGGUGGGACGGCACCAGCCCUGGGCCCAUGAGGUCUUCCACCAUUACCAACGGCGGAUGGGGAGGCGAUACGGCUCCUUGCGGGAGCUGGAGCACAGGCAGAGCAUCUUUGUGCACAACAUGAGGUUUGUGCACUCCAGGAACCGUGCUGCCCUCUCCUACACGCUGGCUCUGAACCCUCUGGCCGACCGCACAGCCCAGGAACUGGCAGCCCUGCGGGGCCGGCGCCGGAGCGCGGCUCCCAACCACGGGCAGCCCUUCCCCAGCCAGCUCUACAGCGGCCUCAUCCUGCCCGAGAGCCUCGACUGGCGCAUGUAUGGUGCUGUGACCCCCGUGAAGGACCAGGCUGUGUGCGGGUCCUGCUGGAGCUUUGCCACCACAGGUGCCAUGGAGGGUGCCCUCUUCCUCAAGACUGGUGUGCUGACCCCCCUGUCCCAGCAAGUCCUCAUCGACUGCUCCUGGGGCUUUGGGAACUACGCCUGUGACGGGGGUGAGGAGUGGAGAGCCUAUGAGUGGAUCAAGAAACACGGUGGCAUCGCCAGCACUGAGUCCUACGGGCCCUACAAGGGGCAGAACGGCUUGUGCCACUACAACCAGUCUGAGAUGCUGGCCAAGAUCACAGGCUACGUCAAUGUCACCUCAGGCAACAUCACAGCCCUCAAAGCUGCCAUCUACAAGCACGGCCCCGUGGCUGUCAGCAUCGAUGCCUCCCACAAGUCCUUCUCCUUCUACUCCAAUGGCAUCUACUAUGAGCCCAAGUGUGAUAACGAGCCUGGGACGCUGGACCAUGCUGUGCUGGCCGUGGGCUACGGGGUCCUGCAGGGAGAGACAUACUGGCUCAUCAAGAACUCCUGGUCCACAUACUGGGGCAAUGAUGGCUACAUCCUCAUGGCCAUGAAGGACAACAACUGUGGUGUGGCCACUGAAGCCACCUACCCCACGCUGGCCUGAGUCUCCAGGCUCUGCAGGGAGAGCCCUCGGGGGUGCUCAGUGUGCUCCUCCCUGGGUUAAUCCCAGAGUAGGGGGGGCUGGAAGGGCCCUGCAGAGUUCAUCCAGCCCCAGCCCCUGCUACAGCAGGUUCCCCUGGCUCAGGGGGCACAGGAACAUGUCCAGCUGGGGUUGGAAACCUCCUGAGAAGGAGCCUCCACACGCUCCCUGGGCAGCCUGGGCCAGAGCUCCCUCACCUCAGCACCAAAGGACUCUCUACUCCAGUGCUAGGGGAACUUUUUGUGUUCCAGCCUGUGCCUGUUCCCCCUUCUCCUGUCACUGGCCACCACACAACAAAGUGUCACCUCAUCCUCCUGACACCCACCCUUUAGGUGCUGAUCAGUGUUGCUGAGGUGCCCCUGAGCUCAGGCUUCUCUUCCCCAGGCUGAACAGCCCCAGGGCUGCAGCCUUUCCUCCUCACACUGAUGUUCCAUCCCCUCAGCAUCUUGGGAGCCUUGGAUAAGCCCCUGCAUGAGCCACCAUGCAGCAGGACAUUGGGGACAGGGUGAGACAGGGCCGUGGGGUGCUGGACAAGGGGCAGAAUGGGGACCCAGCUGGGGGAUGGUCCCAAUAAAGCCCCUGGA